CUGAUCCAGAACACUAACAGAACUGCAAGACCAGUCAUUUUUCUCCCACACCCCUCUGAUCCUCUCCCAUCUUGGCUUCAACAAGCUCGCUACUGCCGCACCCUCUCUUUCCUACCCCACCGCCUACACAGCCUGACCCGGUCCCUACACUCUCUACGCUCCCUCCGAUUCCUGCAUCUCUUGCUCCAUCCCCAGCCACUCCAAGAACACAUUUUUCCUGGCCUCACUGUCGACUAUCUCUAGAAGCUUUGCUUUCAAUACCAGGAUUGAGACGUUGAGCCCAGGCCGAUGCAUCGUCAUCACCUCUGAAAGGUCCAAGAAUGGUUUCUACACAAUGUUUGUUUCUCUCAGUUUUGUUUGGUUGCUGAGAGAAACAGUGUGCUACAAGAUUUCUUGUUUAGCUGCUUAGAAAUUGGGAAAAAAAUUAAAUGCUGGUAUUAGUUUUUUUUAUAAUUUUCUCAGCAGUAUCAGGUAAAGUCCAAUGUUUGUGAAAAGCCCAACUGUUUCUAGACUUUUGUUUGAUUGAUGAGAAAAAUUGAGAGAGUGUACUACAUGGUUUCUUGUGAACCAGGGGGGACCAGACUGGGGUAGAAGAUUUUCCCAUGUGUUUUGCAUUAAAAAAAACCACGCUGACAAAUCCGUACGGGUGUUGCUGUGUAGCGGCUGCCAUAUAGACUUGCUCUUUUUUUAAACUCCCUGUCUAUGUCCUCCAUGCCAAUAGCCGCUGCAUCUAUUGCUCAAGUGCACCUUGGGACAUUGAAAGAUCAGCAAGAAGUUGCAAUUAAGGUGCAAUACCCUGGGUUAGAGAACCAGAUGAAAUUGGACACAAGUAUUAUGUCUUUCCUUUCAAAAUGCAUUGAAUGGUUUUUCCCUGAAUACAGGUUUGAGUGGCUAGUAUCAGAAUUUGUGGAGACUAUUUCUUUAGAACUUGACUUCAUUCAGGAAGCAAGAAAUUCAGAGAGAACUGCCAAAAACUUCAAAAGCAAUGACACGGUCUGGGUUCCUUAUAUAUUUUGGGAGUUAACAACAAGACAGGUUCUGACAAUGGAGUUUUGUAGGGGUUGCAAGGUUGAUGACGUGGAAUUUCUUAAAGAAAUGGGAAUCAAUCCGAUAAAGGUUGCAAAAGCACUGGUGGAAGUAUACGCUGAAAUGAUAUUUAUCCAUGGUUUUGUACAUGGAGAUCCCCACCCGGGUAAUAUAUUAGUUUCUCCUGAAGGCCGGUAUGGAUUUUCUUUGGUUCUUUUAGAUCAUGGAAUCUACAAACAACUCGACAAAGGAUUUAGAUUGGACUACUGUGAGCUUUGGAAGGCUUUAAUUCUUCUUGACUCCAAAAAAAUACAACAACUAGGUGAGCGUUUUGGUGUUGGAAAGUACGCUAGGUACUUCCCUCUCAUUUUCACUGGAAGAACUAUUGACAGUAAAUCACCCCUUGGGAGGGGAAUGUCUAACGACGAGAAAAGGGAUUUAAAGCAGGAGUUGAGGUCGCUGCAGAUGGAGGACAUAUCUUCAUUUAUGGAAUCUUUGCCUCCUGAGUUCUUAAUUAUAUUGCGAACAGAUGGGCUAUUGAGGUCUAUCCUUCGCAAGUUGGGUGCUUCUCAACGGGUUAGGUUGCUAACCUAUGCCAAAUAUGCAUUAUAUGGUCUUUCUCCGAGGUCGAAUCCUCAAUCUGAUUUUCCUAUAAAAGCUGUAUUAUCCAGAUUGAAGACGAACAUUAGUUAUCUUCAUUUAAGGCUUGUUCUCGAAGUACUGGAGCUGCUUUCUUGGAUGGAGAAGAUCAGGCGUUUACUUUACACCUUAACUGAAAGAAUGUCUGUCAUCUUUGCUGCUACUAUCUCCUCAAUCUUAAAAGGAGCUUAGGGGUACUCUGAAGCACCUGCUGAUCUUGUUUUACCUUUGGCUGACUGGCGUUUAAACUCUUUUGAGUCUGGAUGCAUGCGAGAAAACACAUUCUUUUCUGGUUAGGUAUCUAUAAGAAUUUGAGUGGCAUUUUUAUUGUCA
Messenger RNA from Juglans microcarpa x Juglans regia, 1998 nucleotides. Its product is annotated as aarF domain-containing protein kinase 1. The record is from RefSeq and is a predicted model, not a curated record. Bases 703 to 1857 code for a protein of 384 amino acids. The transcript is spliced from 14 exons. NCBI's taxonomy places the organism in Eukaryota, Viridiplantae, Streptophyta, Magnoliopsida, Fagales, Juglandaceae.